AUGGGACCAAGCACAGAUCCCUGGGGAACACCACAGGAAAGGAUUGCUGAAGAGGAUGAACAGAGAGAUUCCACCUGGAUAUGGAUUAAGAGCUUCCUGUCCAGACACAGCCAGAGGGUGAGAUUGGGCCCACACACAUCCACGGCUCUUAGCCUCAGCACUGGCUCACCACAAGGCUGUGUGCUGAGCCCCCUGCUCAACACCCUGUACACCCCCACCCACCAUGGCAACACCAUUGUAAAAUCUGCUGACACCAUGGUGGUGGGGCUUAUCUCUGGGGGGCGGAAGAAAACCAACAUCUUGCCACUGUAUAUCAGCGGGAACCGUGUGGAGAGGGUGCCGACCUUCCUCUUUCUGGGAGUCCAUAUUAAGGAGGAUCUGACCUGGGGUGUGAAUACCUCUGGACUGCUUAAAAAGGCCCAACAGAGACAGAUCGCUGUGUUUUCAGUCACAGUGUUCUAUGAUGAGAGAGUAGUGAUUGUGGCGGAGCAGAGGCCAGAUGCCAGCGAGGAGGACAGCUUCCAGUGGAUGAGUCGAGUUCUCCAGGCUAUUGACAGCAUCCACCAGGUGGGCCUCUACUGUCUGGCUCUGGUCCCAGCCAACACCUUACCUAAAACGCCCCUGGGUGGCAUCCACAUCUCCGACACCAAGCAGUUCUUCUUAGACGGCAACCUGCAUCCCUGCAACAUCCUCAUGUGUCCCCAUACAUGUGUCACCAAUCUGCCUAAGCCCCGGCAGAAGCAGCCCGUCGGUGUAGGUCCUGCAUCUGUCAUGGUGGGCAACCUGGUGGCAGGGAAGAGGAUUGCCCAGGCUGCAGGCAGGGACCUUGGCAUGAUUGAAGACCAGGAUCUUGUCCGGAAGCUCUGUAUGUGGCCCACUGUGAUGCAUCAGUAUUUGACAGAAGCUCUACAGUGGAGGGCACAGACAGACCCGGACCACGUCCUCUUUGUUCUUCUUAAUGCCAAGGGUGUAACAGUAGGAACAGCGACCUGUGUCCAGCUUCACAAGCGAGCGGAGAAGAUAGCAGCAGCGCUCACUGAGAAGGGCAGCAUCAACACCGGAGAUAACGUAGUGCUGCUCUAUCCUCCUGGCAUUGACUUGAUUGCAGCCUUCUACGGAUGUCUUUAUGCUGGAUGUGUUCCUGUAAACGUCAGACCUCCGCACCCUCAGAACCUGGCAGCCACACUGCCUACUGUCCGCAUGAUUAUUGAUGUAAGUGUGCUCUUUUGUGCAUGCAGGUGUGUUAUCGCAUGCUCAUAG
Monopterus albus (swamp eel) is the source of this 1260-nucleotide messenger RNA. RefSeq names its product disco-interacting protein 2 homolog B-A-like. The coding region runs from base 1 to 1260 and encodes 419 amino acids. NCBI's taxonomy places the organism in Eukaryota, Metazoa, Chordata, Actinopteri, Synbranchiformes, Synbranchidae. The transcript is spliced from 10 exons. The record is from RefSeq and is a predicted model, not a curated record.